CAGUGGACAAAAGAGUCGAGCCAUUUAUUUUUCCGUUCCUAAGAAAAGCGAAAGAGGCCAUGUACUUGUAAGAGAGAGGGUUUUCGGGUGAUACGAAGCCCAGACGAGUUGCGCAAAAGAGUUGUCGACACGGCGGCGGCUUUAAGCCCAAAGAGCCCACGGCUCCUGAUGCUGGGUGGCUCCUCUACUCGCUUGUUACUCGCUCCGAUCUCUCAAGUCAAGAACUUCGCACCCUCGACGUCAACCGAUCCAAGUCUUCUCCCAUUUUGCCCACGACAAGUCUAUUCUUUUGUUGUUGUGGUCCAUUCUGUCGUCCUCAGUCCCUCCAGUUGUCAUCCACAACAAGAACAUGAGUGUGGAUCUGGUCCAAUAGAGGCUUGUCCUCCUUGUCGGGUCUCCGUUCAUGUUUUAACUGCCUCACCUCUCUGCCUCCCACCACCACCCGAUCACAGCCUACAGACCCCAGCUACUGUUUCGAUAACACCUUCUCCAUCGUCCUCAUCGAUUCCGACCGUCGGAUCCCAACUUUGAACGCUUUCAUCGAGAAUUCUGCUCUAUUUUGCACUCGCAUGUUGCAGACUGCGCUUUGUGGCGCGAAUCCACAACACCUGCGUUGUCGGACAGUCUCCACCACCCUCAAGACUUGCAAGACCUGAACAUGUCGACUCCUUCCACGAUAGCAACGACUCUCGUCCCUGCUCACUAUGGUUAUCCUCAUCAAAACCCUUAUUCACCUUCGACCAGAACAUACCCCGCAACUACUACUUUGCCUGCACCACAGCGACUGACGACGACUUAUCAUUCCUACCCGACUGCUGCACAGUAUCCGCGACCUCUACCAUCUCCUGCCUCGUACAGGCAGCCUUCAAACGUCUCGUCUAUGGCUCCUUCCCAGGCUGCUUCGGCUUUGCCCGACAACCAGCAGCGAAAACAACCCGACUGGAAUGAUUUCUACAAAAAUGGCGUUCCCAAAGAAAUAAUUGUCAUUGAUGAUGAUUCUCCUGAACCUGAACGCGCGGGCAACGCCCCCAGUCGACAGCAGCAACCUGAUGCAUCUGCAUACGGACAAAAUGGUCGGAAAAGAAAAGUGGACCAGGGCUACGAGAUCGAGUACACAGAUAGCCCAACAUAUUCGACACAUCCUGCAAAAUUUGGUGGCUCAUCGUCGUCAGCUUCAUACCAUUCAGGUGAUCGUACGACCUCCCUACAAACCGUAACGGCACCGACCUCGCUCGAAUCGUAUGGCAGCAAUCCUGCCAGCACCAGCUAUGAAGAUGUGAGGACAGGACAAAAAAGAAAAAGAGCGCAGCCGCAGAAAGAGACGAGAGCACAAGCGAAAAGAAAGCAACAGGAGACUACAGACGCUUUUGAAGACUACAUACCGCCUCCCAAGCCCUUGCGAAAGGCUCCGGAUGUCCACGUUCCCGUCAUACGCGAUACUUUGCACAAGCACCAGAAGGUGGAUGACGACGAUGGUCACUACAUGGUGACUGCCAACACUCAAUUGACUGAUCGAUACGACAUUGUUAAACUUCUUGGUCAGGGCACGUUUGGAAAAGUUGUGGAGGCAUUCGACAAGAAAAAGAAGACAAAAUGUGCCGUCAAAAUUAUCAGAUCGGUCCAGAAAUAUCGUGACGCCUCACGAAUUGAGCUGCGUGUGCUGUCAACGCUGGCACUGAACGACAAGACCAACAGAAACAAAUGCAUCCACCUCCGUGACUCAUUCGACUUCCGGAAUCACAUAUGCAUUGUCACAGAUCUAUUGGGACAAAGUGUCUUUGAUUUCCUCAAAGGCAACGGUUUCGUGCCUUUUCCCAGUUCUCAGAUCCAGAGCUUUGCUCGACAACUGUUCACCAGCGUAGCCUUUCUGCACGAUCUGAAUCUGAUUCACACAGAUCUCAAGCCGGAGAAUAUUCUGCUCGUCCACAAUGCGUACCAGACGUUCACCUACAAUCGGACGAUACCGUCGUCAUCGCACACAACAUCGAGAACUGCCAGACAACGGAGGGUGCUUCUGGACAGCGAGAUUCGACUGAUAGACUUUGGUUCAGCCACUUUUGAUGAUGAAUACCACUCUUCAGUGGUAUCGACGAGGCAUUAUCGGGCCCCGGAGAUCAUCCUACAACUCGGCUGGAGCUUCCCUUGUGAUAUUUGGAGCAUAGGAUGCAUCAUCGUCGAGUUCUUUACCGGGGACGCCCUGUUCCAAACCCACGAUAAUCUCGAACAUCUAGCCAUGAUGGAGGUGGUUUGUAACGGGAAGAUCGACCCAAAAGUCGUCAAACAAGUCUGCUCUGGAGGCCGUGGCGCUAAUGCCAAUUCUGCAUCCAAGUUCUUCACGCGAGGAAAACUUGAAUACCCCAGUCAAGAGACUUCUAAAGCGUCACGGAAAUAUGUGAAAGCAAUGAAGCACUUACAUGAGUUUAUACCUGCAAAUACUCCCUUCAACAAGCAGCUACUCGAUCUACUAAGGAAGAUCUUUGUGUACGAUCCGAAACAAAGAAUCACGGCAAAAGAGGCACUCAAACAUCCCUGGUUCAAGGAGACGUUGAUCGACGAUGGGACCGAGGCAAUCCGCAUACGUGAGGAGCGUGCGGCCCUCGGUCCUGAGGCGAAACGACCACGGGUGUGACGUGCACAAAGAUAUUUGCGCUGUUACGCGCAACACACGACUAUUUUAUGACACCCAGAGUGGAUGUGUGCAUUUCUAACGGCAUGCAUGGCACCGUGGACGCCCCACUACUGUAAUGGAAAGGCUUUGGACAUGUGUCGCAGUGAGAGUGCCCAAGGCAUAGUGGCUUCCGUGGCUUGCGACAGUCGUCAUCUUGAUUAGACCUCAAAAUCUUGUGGAGAAGGAUGACAUGUGGAAGCUCUCGGGUCUACUCGGGAAAACAAAGUCAAAGUGCCAUGGAGCGGGAAGGAGAAGGUGGCUGGAUGCCAUGCUGAGGUUGAGUCGAAGGGUGUUAGCUGUGACAAGACUACGAUACUUGCGUAUCAACAGCUUGGUGAUAUCAUGUUCACCCAGCAGAAGUGAGGCCUGUGCAUGCAUUACCUUCUAGUCGAUAAGACGCAAAUAUGGAAUUGAAUUGAACAUGACUCUGGCCCGAGUAUA
Exophiala xenobiotica is the source of this 3109-nucleotide messenger RNA. RefSeq lists its product as uncharacterized. Gene Ontology annotation, cellular component: nucleus. Bases 659 to 2629 code for a protein of 656 amino acids. The transcript has 5 exons. Gene Ontology annotation, molecular function: protein kinase activity; ATP binding. The record is from RefSeq and is a predicted model, not a curated record. Lineage: Eukaryota; Fungi; Ascomycota; Eurotiomycetes; Chaetothyriales; Herpotrichiellaceae. Gene Ontology annotation, biological process: protein phosphorylation.